Clonostachys rhizophaga is the source of this 1023-nucleotide messenger RNA. The record is from the annotation of a GenBank genome assembly. Lineage: Eukaryota; Fungi; Ascomycota; Sordariomycetes; Hypocreales; Bionectriaceae.
AUGGACGAGCCUCAAACAGAAUCUCAGGCCGCCGCCGUCGACGAGACGCAGCUCUCCAACUCCGACACCUUCAUCCCCCCAUCCGUCACCAGAGACGCCCUCCUCUCCGGCGCAUCCUCCCGCCACUUCUCCCCCGUCCCGGACUCCCUCAAGCCCUCGACCCCGGGCGACCCCUCCACCGCGCCGCCCUGCUGCCUCGGCGUCGACGAGGCCGGCCGCGGGCCCGUCUUCGGCCCCAUGGUCUACGGCGUCUUCUACCUCCCUAUCCCGAUGUCCGAGCCCCUCCUCCGCACCACCCACCACUUCGACGACUCCAAGGUCCUCACCGCGGCCGUCCGCUCCUCCCUCAUGCGCGCCCUCUGCACCCCCUCCACCGACCUCCACGCCUCCUGCGGCUGGGCCACCGACUCCCUCUCCGCCCGCGACAUCGCCGCCAACAUGCUCAAGCCGGGCGGGGCGUACAACCUCAACGCCCAGGCCAUGGACGCCACCAUCGACCUCAUCCGCUCCGUCUACGCCCUGGGCGUCAACGUCACCGAGAUCUACGUCGACACCAUCGGCCAGCCCGCCGCCUACCAGGCCAGGCUGCAGCGCCUGUUCCCCACCGCCCGCGUCACCGUCGCCAAGAAGGCCGACAGCCUGUACCCCUGCGUCAGCGCCGCCUCCGUCUGCGCCAAGGUCACCCGCGACGCCGCCCUCGAGGUCCUGUGGGACGCCAGGGGCGAGGAGGUUUCCGCCGGCGGUGAGGGCAGGAUGGGCUGGGGGUCCGGGUACCCUAGGGACGCGGGCGCGUGGAUGAGGCCCAACAUGCACCCCGUCUUCGGCUGGGGGCACGAGUGUCGCUUUAGCUGGGGCACGGCCAAGGAUUUGCUUGAGGGUAAAGAGGGCGUCAAGGUUGACUGGCCGGCCGAGGACGACGGCGAGAACAAGCUCACUGACUUCUUCGUUUCUGGGAACAAUGACGGCGAGGCAGAUGAGCUCGGGGGUUGGUUUGGGAGCUCGACGGGCCUGGAGGCGUUUUAA